AUGGAGCCUCCCUCCAAGUCUCGGCGUGCUGACAUGCCGGAACACCAUAUCGUCCACGCCGAUGAGAUCGACCAGCUGGGUAGUGAUAUUUCUACAGUCCCCGAUGAUCAACUCAUGCUGGAGCUGGUAGAAGGUUUCAAGGCUGAACAGGCUCGCAAACCUGAUCUCAACGACUUUCCUGGCUUUCCCCAACGUCAUGGUCGAGAACCAGUGCGCCCCGAAUUGCGGAGGGAUACAGCCGCGGCUGCUCCACCACCGCCGAUGAAGCCGCCACCACCGGCACCUGUGCUGCAGAAUACAGGCUCCCAAACAGAUUCGUUAAGCCUGUCCCAGCUGCGGAAACUAGUGCACGAGAUGCCUCGGCCAGAACAGCCUUCUUACGCAUUUGAAUACGCCGACUGUCAGCCAUUCCCAAAGGAAGUGGAUGAAUGGUUUCAGUACAAUGAACCGGAUCGUCUUAUGCUGUUGGGGUCCAAGGCCUUUUUUGAGCAGAAGUGGUCGGAUUUUUGUCAGAACCUGGCGUGUCCCCCAGCUGUGUCGGAUAUCUCGUGGAUCGAUGUUGACGAAGAGAUCCGAGAGAAGUUCGUGUCGUGCAUGAUUGAGUCUCUCGAAAAUCCGGAUUUUUUCACUCGUAUUGAAGCCCUUGAGGUCGUCUGCUACAUUCUUACAGGAACAUGGGCCGUUACCGCAGGGAAAGUUUCGGAAGAUGUUCCGGGCGGAUUUUCAAAAUUUGAAUCCUCGGAUGAGUGUCCAAAUUCAAGGUCGAUGCAGAUUAGAUGGAUGGUAAACAAUGUUUUACUUGUACAACGAUGUGGCGGAAUCGCCGUAUUGUUUUGGGCUAUGAACCGCAUUUUUGAGAAGGACCCGCCGGUAACAAACACGGAUGCGAAAUUUUUCGAGACGGAGAACGGAACGGCAGCGUAUUAUGCUGCUCGUGAGAAAGAAGCAAAUCUCAUCUUGACUUCUAUGUACUUAAUUGUAGAGGUAGCUCGCAAACAGGAAGAGUCGAGUCCAAAUCAAGCGGACUUGAAGAAGGAUAUUGCCGCCUUAAAACCGAAUAUUCUCGUUUUCCUUGUCGAAAUUAUUUCUCGAUUGCGAUGGGAGGAUGCAGCGACGAUUCCAUUGAGCAGAGUUAUUCUCCUGCUAUGGAAAUGCCUGUUGCUCUUAUUUGGAGGAUCCGACAGCUUAGCUAGGGUAAAAGCUGGCCUGGAACCUGAAUACGGUACCUUGGAAGCAGCAUCUAAAUCGUCCAAGCUACCAGUUCUUACUGCUUCACCACUUGAUUAUCACAUUUUUCGACAGGAAAUUACCUCCAAAUACCCUGCGUACAACCCCCCUCCUCCGUUAGUACCGUUUGAGUUGGAAAACAAUUCUAUCCUUCCGCCAUUACCAAGCUAUUCGUGCAGAUAUAACUCUGAAUCAACCCUAUUUUCUGGCAUUGGACCAGCCUCCCUAAGUGGAAACGGAUCUAUUCUUCACCAAUCAGUUCACAUCGCCACUCCUGCUCCAUCACCUCCUCCGUCUCCCAUGGGCCCAGGUGGGAAAGGCGGUAAAAAACAAAAUUAUCAAACAAACCAACAUUUUCCUUUCAUGUAUCCACCCCUUGACCAAACCAGUAAUGAUAUUGGCGGAAAGGGAAGCAGUGAAGUUCAGGAUAGGGUGGUGGGUAAAAAAUGGGAAGGCAGUGAUGUGCCUGCAUCUAUAAUCGAGGCCGGCCACCUGUUCUCUAGUCGAAUGAAGAUGACAAGAGCAAUGCGCCAACUCUGGGAGGAGCGAGAGAAAUUCCUGAAGUAUGAUAGGGGCUGGGAUGCCACAGAUUUAGACAAUAAACCGCCAUCUGACUGGUCGAACGAUGUUGACUCAAACUCGGGACAACCGAAGCCAGAAAAGGAGAAGCCUGACAUGAGUUUCCAACAUGUAAAGGAAUCCGACGACCCGUAUAUCCAAGAUCGGUUAGAUGCUGUCGAAGACUUCUACAGCCAAGCCUUUCCAAAUCUACAAUCGAUUGUUAUUGUCCUUUUAAAAGAAAUUUUAGUAAACAUCACGGAAGCUGCCGCGUUGCAGUCGAAGAUGAACGGACAGAAUGGCUAUAAACAAGGCGCCUCCAAUCCCACCUUGUUCGACGAUACGGCUGCGCCAUAUUCAGCCUCUCAAGAUAUAGAGGGGGGGGAUGGCCCUCAUGAUAGCGAAGAACUUGAUGCCAUCAGGCACCGAGAAAUAACUUCUAGCGCUAUUUCAGGGUGUUUAUUAUUAAUACUGAAGUGGUUCAAACGAUCCCACAUCUUAAAAUUCGAAUACAUGACGCAGUUGCUACUCGAUUCUAACUACCUCCCUCUUAUAUUAAAAAUGUUCAUCCACCAGGAGAUCGAUAGAGCAGUUGCACAACGAAAUGAUCGAGAUGAUCUGAGUUUUUUCCAUUUCUGCCAUAUCCAUUCUAACCAACCCCCGGAACUUGCAACCUCAUCUGAACCAGAAGAGCCUGACAGUGAGGACGAUGCUGCCCCACCCCCGAUCCCUCGAAAGGCCCGGCCGCAACAACCUGCACCAGAUAACUCUGUCCGCUCAGUAUCACCACAAAAGCUACCACCUCAUCCUCGCGAAUGUUCGGCACCCCUUCCUGAAGUCGAUGAGUUGGGUUAUCCAAGUGCUCCCGCUCCCGCUGGGCCAAUAACCACCUUCUCCUUCCGAAACUUCUUCUCCUCCAUCAACUUCCUGCACAUCAUGCAAAAAAUAACCCGAGGAAAAGCGCAUCGAUGCCUGCUACUUGUCCAAUACAAAUCUAGCAACAUAUUGCGUAAGGGGAUCAAGGUCCCCGAUCCACGUCUUCGCCUUUAUACACUCAAGCUAGUGAAGUCGCAAGUCCCGUAUUGCGGUCGAAAGUGGCGUCAGAACCACAUGCGCGUCAUCACGGCAAUUUACCUGUAUUGUCGCCCGGAACUGCGCGAUGACUGGCUGGCUGGGAGUGACGUGGAUGCUGAAGUUGAAGAGGCAUUGCCCAUGGAACAGACAUUGCGUGGACUCACGCACUGGUGGCACCUGCGCAAGUAUAAAGAUACGAUGGCGUUUGAGGAUGCGAACACACUGAUGGACGAGGAACGGGAUUUCUUCGUGCGGGAGCUGGAGAGUAUGGGGUGGGGGGUUAACGGAGAUGAACUGGCCAACACAGCCAGCGAGGAGGGUGAGCCACUUUCAGGGGUUAAUGGGGUGGAAUGGUCAGAGCCUGGAGUGGCACAAUCGGAUAAUUGGUGA
Molecule: messenger RNA, 3249 nt
Organism: Histoplasma mississippiense
Lineage: Eukaryota; Fungi; Ascomycota; Eurotiomycetes; Onygenales; Ajellomycetaceae
Exons: 8
Coding region: 1-3249 (1082 amino acids)
Biological process (GO): cytoskeleton organization
Cellular component (GO): cytosol
Source: RefSeq, a predicted model, not a curated record